Xenopus laevis (African clawed frog) is the source of this 3303-nucleotide messenger RNA. Its product is annotated as probable G-protein coupled receptor 34. The record is from RefSeq and is a predicted model, not a curated record. NCBI's taxonomy places the organism in Eukaryota, Metazoa, Chordata, Amphibia, Anura, Pipidae. The transcript is spliced from 3 exons. Bases 274 to 1308 code for a protein of 344 amino acids.
CCUCAGUGCUAAAUAAGGAGCGGAGUGUCCGCCGUGCAGCAGUGGAAUGAGACAGGGGAGAGCAGAUGAUGGACAGGUUGGAGCCCGGGAUAUUCGGAUGUAGCAGACAGUUGGGCAGCGAUCUGCAGGCAAAUUCACGCUCCUAGUUCCUAGGGAAUUUGAACUACUGAAUGAAUUGACUGUGGGGGACAUCAGAUAGAAGAGACUGGAGAGAGAAGUUUGGAGAAUCUGUCAACCUUGGCUGAGGCUAAUGGGUAUUUUACAAGGCAGAUAAUGGAUUCUCCAGCAAAAACAUUCAUUUCCGUUACCUCAGAACCACAGAUGUUGGAACUGAAUGUAACAUUACCAUCAGAUGUGAAUACAUGCUCUAUCCAUGAUGGGUUCUUAUCACUGACGCUUCCGGUUAUGUAUUCUGUUGUAUGUUGCUUCAGCUUACUGAGCAACCUACUGGCCCUUCUUGUGUUUUGGUCAAACAACCAAAGAUGUACAUCCAUGAUAAUAUAUAUGAGGAACCUGGCAGUGGCUGAUCUCCUGCUCGCAAUGUGCCUGCCCUUUCGGGUUGCUUAUCAAAACAACAGCGGACUACUGAUCCUGUGCAAGAUAGUUGGUGCAUUCUUUUAUUUGAACAUGUAUGCUAGUAUAAUGUUUCUGAGUCUGAUAAGCCUGGACCGGUAUCUUAAGAUAAUCAGACCGCUACAGAAAUACAAAAUUCACAGUGUUGCCUGGAGUACGAGGGCCACUUGGAUCAUAUGGUUGAUUAACCUUGCCUGCAUAAUUCCUUUCCUUUUCGAAAACAGAACAGGACCAUGCAGCCAGAAGUGCUUCCACUUCCAGAGAAAGGGAUUAACAGGAGCGGUAAUCAAUCUAACAGCAGUUGUUUCCUUCUUCGUCCUUUUAUUGCUCUUUGUCUAUUUUUAUGCAAAAAUAUCUUCCAAACUGCACAAGGCCUCCUUGGGAAGAACUCAGCCACAAACAAAAAGAAACAGCAACAGAGCAAUGAAGAAAACUUUUAUUGUCCUGAUAAUCUUUAUUGUGUGCUUUGUUCCCUAUCAUAUUGUGCGUAUUCCCUACAUCCUUGCCCAGAUAGAUGUCAUUGACACCCUUCCAUGGAAACAGAUCCUUCAUAUCGCCAAUGAAUUGGUGCUUUGCUUAUCAACUCUCAACAGCUGCUUGGACCCUGUGAUUUAUUUCUUUUUGUCAGACAGCUUUAAACAAGCAGUGAUUUGCACCUUCCAAGGGAAACUCAAGUUAAUUAUGCACAAUCAGGACAAAGUUGGAAACAGCAACAAAUCUAUUACUGAUGUAUGAACCCCCCCCCCAUGUAAUACUUGGACAUCCAACUCACAAGCCUCCAGUUGUACAGCAAUGCACAUUGAGCAAUACCUGCAAUUCUGCAUAAUAUAUUAUUAAUCAAGUCAUUUACAUGUUCAGCAGUUUCUUUACUUCAAGGCCAGCAAUCAGUAUCCCUUGAUCCUAGUAUUAAACACUUUUGGUUGGAACAGCUGGAGGCCCAUAGGCUGAAUAUCUCUGCAUUCAUAUAUGACAUUUUCUGUUCUGCUUCCAGACUUCCAGGAAAGCAUUUCUCUUUCAUUUCCUGACCAGAGAGCUGUGUUUUAAGCAAGAAUUAGAUACACGUGUGUGGGAGUUUCUGUAUGUUUUUUUUUAUUUGUAGAUUGUUGUCUUUAAUAAAAGCAAGCAUAUUUAUAAUGCCACCUAUUUAAUACAAAUCAUGUUAUAGAGAUUUGUUUGAAUGUCCUGUCUUAGGGUGAGUGAUAUGUUCCAGUUUUAAGGUCUGGAACAAAUGAGCAAUGAUCCUGAUGGAUGCAAUGCUAUCAAAUACAGGCUUAUUGAUACCUACUGGAGUGGCCAGUAAGAAUUCACAAUGUCGUCCACUCUGCCCCCUGUUGUUGCCAAUACAAAGACAGGUUUAGGACAAAAGGACACAUGCAAGUAUCUUAUAUGGACCUAACUAAUGAAUCCUGAGGAGGAGGAAGGCUACAGAUACCAGGAAAGACAAGACACUUCAACUUUAUUGUCACUUACUUAAGAAAAGCAGAAGGGACCCAGCAGCAGAUGGAGGGAACAAAGUAAGCAAAGGGAGCAAAUCACUAGACAUUGGCCAUACGGUGUUCACUUCAGUCAAUACAUUUUAUUGGUCCAAUGACCUGUCAGGCAGUGGGAGAGAGUUUGGUUCCCUGCUGCCCCAUGUGUGUAUUCAUUGACAGAGUAUUUGGCUCAUGUGCACAGUGACAGGUGGACAUCUUUCCUAUCAAUGCAUAAAAUGGCAGGGAGCUGAACCCUGUAGAGAAAACCCUGUGUUAGGGGUUACAUUAGCCUAAUUCAACAAACAAAAUACCACAAAAUACAGAAUAUUCAUUGAUAUGUAAAUGUAUGUGCUGCAGCCAAGUAUGAGCCAUAUGUAAAUGCCUAUUAUGCUUAAAUGUCACAACUUGUUUUAAUGUUUGUCAAGAGCUUUUCGUUCUUCUUUAUAUUCAACCUCUCCUUACAUAUGUAAACAUAAGUGUGGAUCGGCACCAUACAAAUAAAUGAUGAUGAUGGUGAAGAUAUGGCUAAUAGUAGAUGGGGCUGAAAUCGACCAGCUGAAAUACGCAGGCCAAAAAUCAGCUGCAUCGCAGGCAUUAGCUUUCUCUUCUGUCCACACCAGGAACAGUUGUGCCAACUUGGGUGCAGUCUAACUCAGCUGGUUUUGGUGAAGAAAUGCGAGAGUUUGCAUUCUCCCAGGCCAAAAUCAGCAAAAGAGGAGGCUAAUUCGUAUAGGGGCUGAUUUUUGGCUUGUGUAUUUCAGCAGGCCGAUUCCAGUACCUGUCUGACAUUAGCCCAAAGCCCAUACCAUUUUAAAUUAAUAGGCAAAUGUUUUUACUGCCCACAGAAUUGUAUAAUAUAACCUUUGACUCCCCUUUGGCCCGAUGCUAAUUGAACCAUCGAAGAAUAUACCAUUCUUUCAACUGUAAACAUACUCCUGUGUGCACCUGUUCACACAUAUACCAGUUUAUCCUGCAAUGUGUCACCUCCAACCUACAUGGAAGACUCUACUGACUGAACAGAUGGAUAGGCCCAAGCAAACACAUAACAGCAUUAAUAUAUAGAUAAUAACAAAUAUAAGGAUAUUAGAAACUACUGUGGAGUUCCAUGAUAAUAUAAAGGCACAAUGCCAUGCAGAUUUGUGUGUGUAUGUGUGUGUGUAAUAUUUACAAAAUACUUUUUGUAAUAUGAGUGGCAUUUUAUUUAAGCUAUACUUUUGUAUUCAUAUACUCCCAAUGUGAAUAAAUAUACUGUACGUAC